Molecule: messenger RNA, 2215 nt
Organism: Somion occarium
Lineage: Eukaryota; Fungi; Basidiomycota; Agaricomycetes; Polyporales; Cerrenaceae
Source: the annotation of a GenBank genome assembly
GAGGCGGGAUGCCCGAAUUUCGAGGGUUUCUGAUGCUCUUCGUGACGUCGUGGGCUAUGAUUGGGUAUCGAAGGGAAAAAAUGAUGGGGAUCCUCCUGGAAAUGCCAAAACUAUGCAGGAAAAGUGGUUUUGGUUGGCAUAACCGCCGAAAAUGGGCAGCAGAAUGGAGAGCACCUGUUAAGCGCCUAGAAUGUCUCAUGCGCCGCAGGCCCGAAAACUGACAACAUUUGGAAACCCUACAGGCCGGAUGCCCGAAAAGUGGUCAAAACGGCCCAAACCCCCAUGCCCGAAAUUGACCACUCUUGGCAUAAGACCUUUGGGGGCAUUAGCAGGGGUCCUAACACGACGCGUCGAGAUCACCGCGUCUUGUUGGUUGACCGUUGACGUGUUCUUCUAACAUCCAAGCAAGCACUCGAACUCUGAGACCCAUGCCCAAUUCUGACACUGAUUCUGACACUUUCGCUGACGAUGAUCCCAUACAUUUGGAUGAUGGCGUUCUAGCGAUUUUGGAUGGAGCCACGUCCUACGCGUCUUCUGAAGCCAGUCUACCUAUUGGGUCGUCCGAGCCUGACGCGUCAGAAGACGAGCACAAGCCGAUAAUCUCAAAGAACAAAACUAUGAAGUUGUCUUCUAUUGAAGCGGAGGUCGACGAAGAGGGCUUCCCUUUAAUGUCCUUGACACAAGAGGAGGCGUCUGUGUUGAAGGCCGUUGAAGAAGAGUAUCAGCUGUCUCAAGCACCCAAGCGCGAGUCCCCGGUUGAAGACUAUGACUUGCGCUGGUUCGGAUCUCAACUGGGGGGAAAGCGUCAGCGGCCUAUCGUUCGGAGUCAAUUCAAAGAGCCUGCUCCCGUUCGGGGCCUUUCCAGUUCGAAUAUUGGUGUGCCCUCCCAGCAGCGUGUCAAAUUCGAAGCUAUGUCUCAAGUUGACAACAAUAUUCUGGUCAUAGCUGAUGACGAGACAUCGGAAGUCCCUUUCAAACGCCCUGCGCCAAUAAUAAAGCGAGCUAGACCAUCCGUUGCAUCUGAACCGGUGGAGGUCAUCGAGAUACUCUCUUCCGACGAAGAAGACAAAAAGCCCUUGUUGCUCGGGUUAGACCGAGAUAUGCAGACAAAGGCUGGAUCACGCAAGGCAAGUGAACCCCCGGCUAAGAGGCGGAAAUUAGAUUUGUUAUCAACAUCGAAAUCCGGUACCGCUAUUGAGGUAAAAGACGCUGGCAAUGAGCAACUUCGAAAGGCGAUUCUGACACAGCCAAUGAAUCGGCCAGUCCAACCAGCGAUGGCUCGGCAAUCCUUAACUCAGGCGACAUCCUCUGCAAGGUCAAGUUUUUCUCUGUCUGCCAUGGUUGCCCUUUGGAAGGACGCGGACGCCUUGGACGAAGAGUCUGAGCCAGAGGACGCCGACCCACCUUUACAUGAGGAGAAGAAUAAGACUGAGUCGACACCGGCAUCUCCGACCCAGUUCAACAGCAGCGCAACAGUCGCGCUGCCUUCUGCAACCCCGCUACUGGAUAAGUUCUUCUCACAGUAUCCAACAUUCGAUUACAAACCAAGUGCUCCUGCCGGUGUGGAAUUUGCUCGGCUUAGCCAAGCGCAAGGCUGGAGGCAGGGAGAUUGGAGGGGAAAGGAAGCGAGGGAGGACUUUGAAACCGUCAUGAUCAAGCAAUUUAACGCGAUCUAUGGCUUAGACGAAAAUAGUCUCGAAGCUUGGCAAUUCAUGUUAAAUGUUCUCCGUGUGGAGCCCAUCCCGACAACAUUGGACGAAUGCAAGGCAGUCAUCAGCACGAUCCAUGUCAACUUAGUUGACCUUGUGGACGUCCAUCGCUCUGGGGAACCCGUACAUCUAUUUGCUAAUUUGGCUCAACUUCGAGCUUAUACUCGCGGCCCGAAGGUAUUUCGUCUGCAACGGGCCCUUGAAGGUGGCAUCAUCAAAUUUCUACUUCGUAGAAUUCGGCGGUAAAGACUGUAAUGUGGUUAUUAUGAAUACAUACAUAUCCUUCAUUGCAUUUUCACACGUAUCCCACCCCCAUCAAAAGUUCACAAUUUGUCCAAUAUGGGUCACUGGCGGAGAUAUGUGUACGGUGCAAGUCGGGAUUUGGCCAACGUCCAUCAAAUCUGCAUUAGCUUUCUUGUGUUAAUCUGACUCCUCAGGUCCACGCACAAAGUUUCGAUGCGCGUCCUCGAGACUCCUCAUCCGGAACAGUAACAUCUUUUGACUGC